CCGGAGGAGGCGGGAGCUGAGGACCGGCGCGUUCUCCUUGCUUCUUGGGGUCGUGGCCUUGCUCCCGCCUUGCAAGGCAAGGGUCCGGGCGCUUCCGCGCGCGUCUGUGCGCGUGGGGCUUGAAGUGCUCGUGCGUCCGGGCUAGGUCUCUGCGGGGGCAGAAGCAGGAGCCAUGGGUGGGACCUCCAGCACCCGCCGGGUCACCUUCGAGGCGGACGAGAAUGAGAACAUCACCGUGGUGAAGGGCAUCCGGCUUUCGGAAAAUGUGAUUGAUCGUAUGAAGGAAACCUCCCCAUCUGGUUCGAAAUCUCAGCGGCAUUCUGUUUCUGAUGAAGAAUUGAAGAGAAGAGUGGCUGAGGAGCUGGCAUUGGAGCAAGCCAGGAAAGAGUCUGAAAAUCAGAAACGACUAAAGCAAGGCAAAGAACUGGACCGAGAGAGGGCUUUUGCUAAUGAGCAGUUAACCAGAGCUAUUCUUCGAGAGAGGAUAUCAAGUGAAGAAGAACGAGCCAAAGCAAAGCACCUGGACAUUGAAGACAAAGCUAAGCAGCUGGAAGAGAAAGAUCGAGUGAUAAAGAAGCAGGAUGCAUUCUACAAAGAGCAGCUGGCUAGACUGGAGGAGAGGAAGGAUGGCUUUUCCAUAGAGGAAGACUAUGCAGAUAUGGAUCUUUUUGUGGGUAGUGCAGAAAAAUCAGGAAUUUGA
This is a messenger RNA of Leptonychotes weddellii (Weddell seal), 700 nucleotides long. Lineage: Eukaryota; Metazoa; Chordata; Mammalia; Carnivora; Phocidae. The record is from RefSeq and is a predicted model, not a curated record.